Onychostoma macrolepis is the source of this 2043-nucleotide messenger RNA. Its product is annotated as GTPase IMAP family member 8-like. NCBI's taxonomy places the organism in Eukaryota, Metazoa, Chordata, Actinopteri, Cypriniformes, Cyprinidae. The record is from RefSeq and is a predicted model, not a curated record. Bases 1 to 2043 code for a protein of 680 amino acids. The transcript has 6 exons. Gene Ontology annotation, molecular function: GTP binding.
AUGGCAUACCGAUUACAGAAUCAGUCUUACCAUCAUGAAGACUCAGAGGCUCUUGAGAGGACACAGCAAUGGACACAAGGCAACACCAUAGGAUCAGUUUCAUCUGAUUUGAGGAUUGUUCUGGUGGGUAAAACUGGAUCAGGAAAGAGUUCAGCAGGAAACACUAUACUGGGUCGAGGAUGUUUUGAGACAGACGUUUCACCCGAGUCAGUUACUAAAACCUGUGAAAGAGGAGAAGUAGAGAUGGAUGGAAGGAGCAUCUCAGUCAUCGACACUCCAGGACUGUUUGAUACAACAAUGACAGAAGAGAACAUGAAGGAGGAAAUAGUGAGAUGUGUUGAAAUGUCUGUACCUGGCCCUCAUGUGUUCCUGCUGGUCAUCAGACUGGGUGUGAGAUUCACCACUGAUGAGAAAAACACAGUGAGAUGGAUUCAGGAGAACUUUGGAGAAGAUGCUUCUCGCUAUUUCAUCGUUCUGUUCACUCACGCUGAUGCACUGAAGAAAAAAGAAUUAGAGGUGUAUGUCAAUGAAAGUGAUUAUCUGCAGGCUCGUGUUAAUGAAUGUGGUGGCAGAUCUCACUCAUUCAACAAUGAAGACAUGGACUGCUCUCAGGUCACUGAACUGCUGGAGAAGAUUGAGAAGAUGGUGAAGGUGAAUAGAGGACAGCACUACACUAAUGAGAUGUAUGAGGAAGCUCAGAGAAAGCUAAUCAGAAAACAGUUCUGGUUAGAGAAACCUAGGAUUGUUCUGCUGGGUAAAACUGGGUCAGGGAAGACAAAAACAAGGGACACCAUUGUGGGCCGAGGGAGGAGAAAUGCACCAGAGUCUACUGAAUCCUGUGAACAAGAAGAUGUGGAUGGAAAGACCAUGAAAAUAAUCGACACUCCAGGGCUGAUUUACAUGUCAGAGAAUGAAGAUGAGAAAAUUAAGCAUGAAAUUAAGACUCUGGUCUUAAUGUCUGAUCCUGGUCCUCUUGUGUUUCUGCUGGUCAUCAAACUGGCUUUGAGAUUCUCAGAUGAGGAACACAAAAACAAAAAAUGGAUUCAGGAGAACUUUGGUGAAGAUGCUACAUGUUACACCAUCGUUCUCUUCACUCACGCUUAUGCACUGAGGAAGAAACAAUUAUAUGACAAUAUCAGAGAAACUCCAGGUUUUCAAGAAUUUACUAAUAAUUUUGGUGGAUUUCACUCAUUUGAUAAAGAAGACAACAAGAAUUCCUUUCAAGUCAAUGAACUGCUGAAUAAGAUUGAAAAGUUGAUGGAGGAGAAUGAAUGGAGGCACUACACAACUGAGAUGCUCCGGAAGGCUCAGAGGAAGAAACAGUUCUGGUCUGGGAAACCGAAGGUUAUGCUUCUGGGUAAAACUGGAUCAGGAAAGAGUUCAACAGGAAUCACCAUUUUGGGAAGAAAUUCAUCAAAUUUCGUUACAUCCUGUAAACUGGAUGGAAAGGACAUAAGAAUAAUUGACACUCCAGGGAUGUUUGAUGUGUCUGUGACUAACAACGAACUGAUGGCUAAGAUUAAGGAGUGUGUGUCUGCUCCUGGUCCUCGUGUGUUUCUGCUGGUCAUCAAACUGGAUGUGAAUUACACAGACGAGGAGAAACACACAGUGAAAUGGAUUCAGGAGAACUUUGGAGAAGAAGCUACUCGUUACACCAUCGUUCUGUUCACUCACGCUGAUCAUCUGAAGGGUAAACCUUUGGAUGAGUAUAUCAGAGAAAGUAAUGAUCUGCAGGUUCUUGUUAAUGAAUGUGGUGGCAGAUUUCACUCAUUCAACAAUAAGGUCAUUAAGGACCGUUCUCAGGUCGCUGGACUGCUUGAGAAAAUUAAUGACAUAGCAGAGGGAAAUGACUGGAAGGACUGCACAGAUGAGAGAACUCCAGACAAACAACAAGUUAACUUUUCAAUAAGACCUGGAAGAUUACAAACCAUAGCAUGUGUCGUGCUGGGAGUGAUACUAGUUAAAAGAGGACGUGUGGAUUUUGUUAAAGCAUUUGUAGAGGUAGUUGCUAGUGGAAUAGCAAUCUAUAAAAGAUUUGUUUAA